Messenger RNA from Dibothriocephalus latus, 174 nucleotides. The record is from the annotation of a GenBank genome assembly. Lineage: Eukaryota; Metazoa; Platyhelminthes; Cestoda; Diphyllobothriidea; Diphyllobothriidae.
AGCGUGACCAAGAUGUUGACCAUGGAAUGCGUUCGCUGGCAGAAGGAAUCUGCUCGCGGGGACCAGAACCUCUUCAAAUUUCUCGGUCGGCAGCUUCUCCUCCUUCCAUUUCUCGUCAUGAGUGGUUCUCCCCUCAUCCUCCUUCUCCUCUUCAUUCACCGUGCUGAAAUGUAG